Messenger RNA from Cydia amplana, 5629 nucleotides. RefSeq names its product rho GTPase-activating protein 190 (gene RhoGAPp190). Bases 713 to 5470 code for a protein of 1585 amino acids. The transcript has 39 exons. The record is from RefSeq and is a predicted model, not a curated record. NCBI's taxonomy places the organism in Eukaryota, Metazoa, Arthropoda, Insecta, Lepidoptera, Tortricidae. Gene Ontology annotation, biological process: regulation of axonogenesis; Rho protein signal transduction; regulation of cell size. Gene Ontology annotation, molecular function: GTP binding; GTPase activity; GTPase activator activity. Gene Ontology annotation, cellular component: cytosol.
AAAGGGAACAAUUUGUCAAUGGAUUUUUAUAUUGAAAUUUCAUUAUGUUGGCUAUACUUCAGUACAAAGCAAAGCUGUCUGUCUGUCGCAGAAAUUACAGCAUUUUUCUUUUAAAUCAAUCUUCAUUUUCUUGUGCUAAAAUGUGAAAUAAACUAUACAUGAAAGUUUGAAUUAUGUAUGUGUUUAGUCCACGGUAUUUGUCUGUUGUAUUUAUUAAUUUUUACUUACUAUAACUGCUCUAAUUGGAUCUGUCAAAGUGUAGGAGUUUGUGGCGAACACAAUAAAUUAAUGCUCUAUCAUUCCAUCUGAUGUAGUAUUUUGUGUCGUUAUAGUCAUUCUCAACGCUUAAUUAACAUCCAGAUAGUUUCGUAACGCGCAUACGUUGUUAAAUAGUAGGGCGUGUGUGUACGACACACGACACAUCUGGUGAUUGUUCGGCACAACAUUUUAACGCAUUCUGGUAUUUCUAGUUUAUUUAAUCGUCCUGUCUAUCGCAGAUAGUUGUAAAUACAUAUUAAUUAUGGACUUAAUCUAACUCUCAUUCGAUUUGUGUUAGUAAGUAAAUAUUUUUAACAUAUUAACAUUGUAUUUACAUACUUUUAGCCUUCCAUAAAAAUAAUUUGAGAUAUUUUGAAUGAAUAGUGUUGUGAUGAGUGUUCCAAGUUAUUUUAAUCAUUGCUUCCACUAUAUUUUUGAGUGAUAAAGCUGUAAAAUGGCAAAGAAGUCGGAGAACACUGGUGGGAAGCUGAUCACAGUAUCUGUAGUAGGACUUUCUGGCACGGAGAAAGAAAAAGGGCAGCUGGGAGUGGGCAAGUCGUGCCUGUGCAACAGAUUCGUUCGCACCCACGCCGACGAUUACAACGUCGACCACAUUUCCGUGCUUAGUCAGUCCGACUUCAGCGGUCGCGUAGUCAACAACGACCACUUUUUGUACUGGGGGAGCGUCCAAAAAGACAAUGAAGAACAAGAGUUUAGAUUCGAGAUCGUCGAGCAAACGGAGUUUGUUGACGACGCCUGUUUUCAGCCCUUUAAAGUCGGCAAAACGGAGGCGUAUAUCAAACGAUGCGUGGCCACGAAGCUGCAGUCAGCAGAAAAACUCAUGUACGUCUGCAAGAACCAGCUCGGCAUUGAGAAGGAAUACGAGCAGCGGACUAUACCGGACGGAAAGCUGUCAGUAGACGGGUUUCUGUGCGUGUAUGAUGUGAGUCUCGUGCCAGGUCGGAGCUGGGAGAAGCAGAACGAAACCCUUACUGCGAUUCUUCAAAACAUAAUCAAACUGAAGAAACCAGUGGUCUUGGUCACCUCAAAGAACGACGAGGCCUGCGAGCAAGGAGUCCGCGAGGCCGAAAGACUGGUUCAACGGAAGGAGUUCAAAGGAUGCAUACCCAUAGUCGAGACCUCAAGUCACGACAAUGUCAAUGUGGAUCAUGCUUUCUUCCUGCUGGCUCAAAUGGUUGAUAAAUGCAAAGCGAGAAUUAAGGUGGCCAACUAUGCCGAAGCCCUGCGAAUAAGGAGGGAGACCUUGGACUUCGUGACGGAGGCUUUCACGCAACUCAUCAGGAUACACGUCCAGGACCACAAAGAGAUGUGGUCCGCAGUCAGUAAGAGACUAUGUCAUCAUCCAGAGUGGGUGAAAUUCGUGCAGCAAUUUGGAAACGAUGGCACCCAGGUGGUAUUCCGACGCCACGUCCGAAGGCUGAAGGAAGAGAAAUCAGCCAAGAAACUUCGUAAACAGCUGGCCAAGCUUCCCCAAGUGUUGGCGCGAAUGCAACUGCCAACUGAAGAGCUCAACGAGAAUGACUGGCCAAUGGUGGUCCGGCAGCUACGGUCCCACCGAGAUUUCUCCGUAUACUUCAGCGGAGCCCGAUGCACAGAGUCGGGCUCCGAGUCGGGCUCCGAUGACCUCCAGCAUCAAGAUACUCUGCCAGUAGGCGAGCGAGCGAACAGAUAUCAGACUUUGGGACAGUCUCAGAAGAUUCCAUACGAGAUUCUUGAGACGAACGAGGCAGCUUCCGUCUUCAAGACUUUCCUACAUGAGGCUCAAGAGGAACAGAGGAAUUAUGAAUGGUGCCAACAAUUCAAACGGCUUCUCGAAGAAACUGGCUACGUGACUCCCGGCAAGCAGCUCUCCGAAGUGCGAGUCCUGCUAAUGGGCAGAGAGUGCUAUGAGGCUUUAUCGGAGGAGCAACAACAGCGGGUGUACGACCAGCAUCAGAGGCAUAUACAGCAGCGGGCUAAACAUAACUUGCAGGAGUUACUGUUAGAGCAUGCUGAUCUGUUCUAUCACUUCAAAAGCAUCUCGCCGACCGGCACCAUCACUCAAGAGGACAUCAAGGAAAUUACAGAUGUCUUGCAAGACGAUUUCAGAUAUAAAAUGCUGGACCGCAUGGAGCAAGACCGCAAGCUGAUGUUGUUUCAACAUCUUGGGUUCGUCCAUUGUCCUAUGCGUGAGCAUUGUCCGGCCGGACCCAAUUGCCUGGAUGCCACAUUACCUGUCAUACUCAAUACCAGAGUCGGUUCGCUAACGUCGACCGGCGAGUCGCAGUGCCACGCGGGCCCGCCCGCGGCGCCCUGGGCGCUCACGACUGACUCCAACCAGAUCAACGUUAUCAUACUGGGCGUGGAGGGUGUUGCGGGAGAGUUUGGCAAACGUCUGCUGGCUGGUUGUGACUCAGAUAAAAGGGUGUCCGUACAAAAUCAGUUAUGGCGCGUCGAGCAGCGAGUCAGGACUGACGACUUUAGCGCUGAAACUACAAAUAUCGAUGAUUUUACACCUAAUGGUUACUUCUGCGUGUAUCAAGAUCAGGAGUCGUUCGAGUACAUUCGCGGCUGCGCCGAGAAAACACUACUUUCCAGCCUAGAGCAGGAAGACAAACUACCUUUCCAAGGUUUACCGCUUGUAGUAAUGUUCGUUCAAGACGAAGGCAUGGAUAAAAAGGAGAUUAUGAGGCUACAGGAAGAGGGGCAGAAUCUUGCUGAUAACCUCCACUGCUCAUACAUGGAGGCUGCCGUGAACGAGUUAGGCACCGAAGCCCUAACGUCAGACGCGAUCCAAGAACUAGUACGUGCCAACAGGGAGAAAGCGAGCUACGCCCAUCUCUACAGAGACCUUAUUGUAUGCUUCGACUCUGAUAUACGGAUAAUGGUUUGCAUGUUCUGUGAUGACCCGUAUUCGCCUGAGCGUGUACUCAGCCCGUUACUACUGCAUCGGGCUUGCUUCCUGACCGGAGACCGUUCCAUAGUCAUAGAAACCUUCUUGGGAGACUCUAAGAGAAAAGUCGAGGUUAUAAUUUCGAGUUUUCACGGAGCGACGCAGUUUAGAGAGGAGUUGAUACAUGGAUUUAUACUGAUAUAUUCAGCCAAGAGAAAAGCCAGCUUAGCAACAUUGAAUGCCUUUUCAAUGAACAUACCCAACCUGCCAAUACAAAUGGUAGCAGUGACGGACGGUGGAGGUUCCGCGGCCAACGCGUUCUUCGGUACCGAUUUAGGACACGCUCUCAUAACUGAAGGCAACGCUACUGCGGAUCGACUCGCAGCUCACUUCACUACGUAUACUAGUAGUGCUGAAAAUAAAUCUGCGUUCUACACGCCGUUCUUCAAAGAAGUGUGGGAGAAGAAGGGCGAGAUCGAACGCGCAUUCCGCAUGGAACAGCCUCAUAACCUGCCCGAUGUCGCCACAGCCCGCCCAGCAACGAUGGAUCAUAAGCUGACCAACUCUCUGGACCUCCUGAUCGGACCGGACUCACGGGCCGACAUCGACUCUGAAUACAGCGACACACUCAACAACUCCAAGAAUAGAGGCUUCUUAAAAGGAUUCAGCGUAUACCCGCCGCCGAGCACGCCACCAGAGCCUGCGCCGCCAGACCACAGAAUACAUGCCGAUCUAUCCCCCGAUCUCAACUGUUCCGAGGAUUCGCUGAGCACACACGAGUCAGAUGGCGGUGGAGUGUGGCAGCCAGCUAGCUACGGGCACCGCGCCUUCACCACGGGCCGCGCGCGGCCGCACCCGCCGCCGCCGCGGCAGCGACACUCGCAGACGCUCAAGCAACCCGGUAAACUUGACAUGAACAACUACUCUAUGGUCAGCGACGCCCUACAGCAAAUCACCAUAGGGCCGCCGCAUCCCAGAGAGAGGAAGUCGCAGCGGUCAGGGUGGUCACACUCGGGCGGUCAGCCUGGCGGUCACCACCACCACCCAUCGGGCGUGAGCUCGGAAACGGAAUUGGACGCACAAUACGCACAGAUAAAAGAAACCAAUGAGUACAUGGAGGCGCCAUCUAUGAUGAGACUAAGAAGACAUCGGAGGCACGACAAAACACCUAUGCAUCAGCCUUCAUUCUCAGAAACCGACAGCUCUGGGUCCAGCGAAGCCUCGGGCGGCGUGGCGCGCGCGCACGCGCGUCGACGCACGCAACACCACGCACCUAGGCACUACAAGAAACGGUCCCUAGGCAACCUGGUGGCUGUACAGAGCCCUAGGGUGCCUAAACUGGGCAUGUUUGUGGGGCCACCGGAGUUGCCUACGAGUUAUAGGGCGAGAGCACAGGAGGAUAAAGCGGCGAGCGAGUCGAGUUCGGGCAGCUCGGACGGGGAGUCGCGGCGCCGCGAGCCGCGCCCCCUCCCGCCCCCGCCGCACCCGCCGCACCCCCCGCCGCACCUAGAGCCCCAGCUCAAGAUGCUGGCGGGCGAGUACCCGUCCCCGGCGCCGGACAACUCGUCGUCUAGCGCGCCCGACACCAGGAGGCGGCACCAUCCCUUCAGCAAGCAUGAUCGCAGGCAUAAGGAACUCUCGAAAAGCAAAGACUCCAAAAAGAACUCAUCACAAAUGGCGAGUACCGCAUCAGCGGCUAACUGGGGACCUCAGGGAGCGCACGGGGUUCCGCUUUUCGUGGAGAAGUGCGUGCAGUUCAUCGAGAGGGAAGGGCUCGCGUCCGAAGGCCUGUACCGGGUGCCUGGCAACCGGGCGCAUGUCGACAUGCUCUUCAACAAGUUCAACGAAGAUCCCAACGUGGACCUGGAUUCUCUAGACAUCCCGGUGAAUGCCGUAGCGACUGCGUUAAAGGACUUUUUUUCCAAGAAGUUACCGCCGCUAUUAGACGAGGCUAGCAUGGAGCAGUUAGAAGAUAUAGCGGCAAUGCGCGGCUGCAUCGCGGGUGGAGUGGAGCUGAAAGACCGCAGCUGGAGACUUCUAGCGCUGCGCUCGCUGCUCAACAACAGCCUCACGUGCGUCGCGCGCGCCACCCUCGACUAUGUACUCGACCACUUCGCCAGGGUGGCGGACAACUCCAAGCUAAACUCCAUGGACAGCAAGAACCUCGCCAUCUGCUGGUGGCCCACGCUGCUCCCGGUCCAGUUCUCGGAUAUGGGCCGCUUCGAGAUGACGCGGCCCUACCUCGAGGACAUCGUGCAGACCAUGAUCGACCAGCACCCGUUCCUGUUUCGUGGGCAAGAGGCCUUCGUCAUGGUGUGAGACACGCCUGAACCCACAAUGCAGGUUGCAUUCGUGUUGGAAGGCGUGUGACGCGGUUGUACGGACGUGUCUACGUUCCCAGUGAGUUAUAUACGUUAGCGUAAGUUCCGCUAUUUAUGUACGCAAUAUUAGCCUUUAUCCGUUACGACUUAAGGUAUA